AUGGACCAAGUGGGCUCAUUUUUUUAUUUGGGCACUUAUAUCUCACCCGGUGGACGCAUCACGGAUGAAGUGUCAGCUCGCAUAAAGAAAGCCCGACUGGCAUUUGCAAACUUGAAACAUUUGUGGCGCCGUCGCGACAUUCGGUUGUCUGUGAAGGGUCGAGUAUAUGCUGCAGCAGUUCGGCCAGUUCUGCUUUAUGGUGCAGAAACUUGGCAACUACGGGAACAGGAUAAAGAGACAGUCGGUUUGAACACCACUGUCUAA
Messenger RNA from Echinostoma caproni, 264 nucleotides. NCBI's taxonomy places the organism in Eukaryota, Metazoa, Platyhelminthes, Trematoda, Plagiorchiida, Echinostomatidae. The record is from the annotation of a GenBank genome assembly.